GUUCAAAUGUUCUUGUCAAGAGCAAAAUUUACCUCUGCAAUGACUCCCAACAUAUCAAUAUUUACAUUUUAACUAAAGGAGUGUACAGAAGAAGGGAAGAAGUCGAAAAAAAAGUUUUGAGAUAAGAGCAAAAAAAAAAAAAAUGGAAUUCUGAAACUUUCGAAAUCCAUGCAACCUUACAAUAUCAUAUUUGUAGUUGUGUUCAAGCUGAAUAAUAUAUAUUACAACAAAUGUUCGAUUAUCUGAAUUGCAAAAAAAAGAUGCGAUGUAAAAUUUCAACUGGGUAACAGUUGCUCAUUGAGCUGAAUUCCGUAUGUAGAAUAAAUUAACUUCCAACUCAUAGAUGUAAACUAAAUUUAUUUCACUCAUUAUAAGAAUAUGAAAGAUGUUCUAUUUAAACCUUAGGAUUUUUUAAUUUUAUGGUGUUUUCAAAUACUAGAAAUAAAUUUCACUCAAUUUGUCAGGAGAGAAGUUUUUUUUAACUAAUCUGGGAAAUGGUGUUAGUCGAUUUAGUCCCCUUCUCUUUACAGUCCCUUAUCGAUAACAGAAAAUCAAUUCAAUUUUCUUCUACAAGCACGAAAUUUUGAUUUGCAUCAAUUAGUUUGGCUGAUAAAAAUAGCUCAUUCUGUCACUAAUCUCAUUUAUGAAUAGUUGGCUGGACUAAAAUCAGGGCGCUUUUUUCAUUACCGCAUGAUUUGCGUCAUGCUUCAUUGGUCGUCAUGGUCAAUGCAUUGGCUUGUUAAUCAUGUGUUUGGUAGGAGAAAAAUACAAAUAAAAUUAAACAGUAAGCAAGAGAUAUUACACUAUUGGUAGCGACUAAGGUUUUUUUCUUCCGUGCGAUAUAUUGAAAAGUAUGGUUCAAUUUGAGGGGAUUUGAAACUGAUUUGUACCGUUUCAAGAGAAAACACAUCGCUACAACAGUGUUGUUAAACCUGAUUUCCAGGGUAAAACUUGCGGUUAAGGAAAAAGAGGAUGAGAGAAUGAUUGAAACCAGUCCUAAUCUUAGAAAAAGGGUUUCUGAACAUAGGCCCAAGUGUUUCUUUGCUUAUGUAAAAGGUGAAGAAUGCAUGCUUUGAUUGAGUACCUGCGAUAAUUAUGCUAAAAAACUAGUUAAAUUACACAGAGUAUUGAUGGAUGUUCUAUUUUAUCUCGCAGUCAACAUGGUUAUCAGGCAUUGUGUACACGCUUGCUUGUUAGACAACCCUUUGGUUCACGUAAAACAACAGCUGUGAUCAACAAUUAAUAUAGUGCCUGAGCCAGUUACCCACAGUUCUCCUGCAAUCAUUGAAGAGUUGACUCAAUUUAAUACACUUGUCACCUCGUACCAGGUUCGAUAUACCCUGGCGGCUGAAAGAAACUCUGACUGAAAGGUUUAUGUGCUUUGAGAAAAAGUUUACGCAAUCUGGUUAUAAACAGUUUACUCUUACUGCUACUUUGGAACGCUUCUCUUCUCUUCACUUUACAAGUAGUUCUUUGAGGAGUCCUUUGGUAUAUUCGCAGCUGACGAUCAUGGCACAUUCACAAAAACUAGCAUUAGGAAUAGAUCUCGGUACAACUUCGGUUAAAGUAGUCGUCGUGUCAACUGAGACUAAACAGAUUGUUAGCAAGCAGUCCAAGGAUACGCAGGCUAAUGUGCCUAGUGAUCUGGGUGUGGAAGGAAACAAGCAGGAUGUACCAAAAAUCCUAUCCGCAGUCCACAGCUGUGUAUCACGCAUUCCAAAAGAUUUGCUUCGCCAGGUGGUUAAUAUCGGAAUUUGUGGACAAAUGCACGGUGUGACUUUUUGGAAAUAUUCGUCGGAGGAAGACGAUAAGGAACACGAUGGGGUAUUUAAGUUGGAAAUUUCUCGAGAAAAAGUAUCGCCGCUUUACACUUGGCAAGAUUCACGCUGCGAUCCAAAAUUUCUGGCAUCUUUGCCAGCAUCAAAAAGUCACCUAACUACCCACUCUGGUUAUGGUUGUGCUACUAUAUUCUGGUUUGCUAAAUACAAACCUGAAAAGCUGAGCAAAUACAAUAGAUGUGGUACGGUUCAAGAUUUGUUGGUGGCUCUGCUUUGCGGUCAUAGCGAAGUAACGAUCAGUACACAAAAUGCAGCGAGCUGGGGAUAUUUCUUAACAACAGAGUCACGUUGGGAAAUAGACGUCUUGUCGCAACAUGAAUUUCCUACACACAUUUUACCAAGUAAAAUUUUGCAGCCCGGACAAGCGGCUGGCUGUCUGGAGCAAACGUGGUUCGGAAUUCCUGCUGGUACACCAGUAGGUGUUGCUUUAGGUGACCUGCAGUGCUCUGUUUACGCCUUAUUAAAAGAUCCGACAGAUGCGGUAUUGAACAUUUCCACUUCAGCGCAACUUGCCUAUGUUGAUCCAUUUUUCAGUCCGAAACAGUCAGGUGAAACAGCAAAAAUUCAACAUUUUCCAUAUUUCGAGGGGAGGUACUUGGCAGUAGCUGCAUCUUUGAAUGGAGGCAAUUCUUUAGCUACGUUUGUCAGAGCUUUACAACAAUGGAGCAUGGAUUUAGGCUUCUCAAUACCUCAAUCUAAGGUUUGGGAAAAGUUAAUAGCUUUAGGGCAAGAGGACACGGCUAUUUCUGAUUUGGAAAUUGUGCCUACUUUGCUCGGUGAACGCCAUGCUCCAGAACAUACGGCUAGCGUGUCUCAAAUAACACUAGACACCUUACAACUUGGCCAGAUAUUCCGUGCUCUUUGUUCUGGGGUAAUAAAAAAUCUUCAUAAUAUGAUGCCGCAGGAAGUAUUGCAAAAGGCUGGAAUACAGCAAAUUGUUGGUAAUGGAUCAGGUUUGGUCCGGAAUUUAGUCUUGCAAAAGGAAGUGCUGCGAUGGUAUCAGUUACCAUUGGAAAUAGGACAAUCGGGAGAUGCAGCUCUUGGAUCAGCUCUUGCAGUAAUUAACCAUAACUAGAAAAUUAGCGGAGCUAUAGACUGUAAGCUCUGGCAGGUGUCAGUAAAUGUAAUAUGACCUUUUGCGUCACAAAUAAAAAAACUAACAAUCGUAGUAUUCAAAUAUUUUAUAUGUAUGUAUAAUAAAUUUCAGAUCAUUAUUGCCGAUAAAAAAAUUGUAAUGCUACUGUUUACCGAAUUUAGAGUUUCAUUUCCAUUUGCAUGCAACACCUUUAAACUAGUAGGAAAUAUGAUUGUGACGGUAGUAGCGUGCAUGUCAUACAAUAUUGAUGCAAAAACCAUGGUUUCACAAUUGUAGAAUGACCUUGCAAGAGUUGAGUUUCCGAAAUAUGCGGCAUAGGCUCUAUUCAUAUUCGCUGCAUGCAACGUAUUUAAAAUAGUAGAUAGUAGACUAAGAAUAGAAAGAUAGUAGCACUGAUGUCAUAAAAUGUUGAUACCAAUAUCAUGGUUUCACAGUUUUCGAAUGAUCUUGCAGCUGGAGCUAAGUCUCGAAAAUAUGAUAAUUUUUUAUUUUCAAACAACACUGAACUUGUAAAAUUACAGUUUUCUUUAUGAAUGUAUCGUUUUGCAACAAUACGAAUUUCAAUCCCAUGUAAACAUGCAUCUAGUCAGCGUCAUCUGUCAUUGUUAAAUAAAACAUCGUGUCACCAUUUCACUAUACAGAUAUAAGAAAAGAUUAGCUGUGGAUCUGUGUUAACUUUGCAUGAAGCGAAUAAGGUAUAACUUUACAUCAGCCAAUGGAAAUUACAGCACGAUUUUUUCCAACUUAUUUUCUAAGUUAAAUGCAUGCCGUAAAAGUAAGAAACAAAAUUUAAAAUAAUCAUUAAAGUAGGUAUAAUAAAUCCCAACAGUUUUGAACGUUCAGAAAUGUAUAUCAAAGGCACUUUACUUUACAUGUAAACAUUUUUGAGUGAUACACUAUAAUAUUGCUGUGUGUCACAAGCUUAAGUUACACAGACUAUACAAAAUUCAAAACGGCGGAAUGAAAAAUUCUAAAAUUUAAUAUCCAAAACUGUAUCGUAUUAGUAAACAUGACACAGCGAGUCAAUUAUUGUAUUACCUAUAUACAGAA
Messenger RNA from Neodiprion virginianus, 3984 nucleotides. RefSeq names its product sedoheptulokinase-like. The transcript has 9 exons. Gene Ontology annotation, biological process: carbohydrate metabolic process. The coding region runs from base 1375 to 2913 and encodes 512 amino acids. Gene Ontology annotation, cellular component: cytosol. Lineage: Eukaryota; Metazoa; Arthropoda; Insecta; Hymenoptera; Diprionidae. Gene Ontology annotation, molecular function: sedoheptulokinase activity. The record is from RefSeq and is a predicted model, not a curated record.